CCACUAAAGUGCACUGAAGCUCUAGCCGGAGCUAGACGCUUUCAAUACCGAGCGAGGUGUCCUCUGCCACGAGCUGUCCGAUAUCGUAGACAACAGAACCCACCCAGCACAUGCUGCUCACUCACUCACUGAUCACUUCAACACCAUUCACGUCACCGAAGAGCCCACUCCCGUCGGGGACACUACCUUGUCUGCAAUUAAUGUUCCCCUCAGUGUCAAUCAUAUUUUUGCCUUGUUCGGAUAUUAGUUGCCGAAGCCGCUGUUGCGCUGCGUCCGACAACAAAUAUGCGUCAGCGAAUCACCUUCAUCCACAAGCCCAGCGACGGAGUGCCGCCAGAGUCUCUCGAUAUCAGCAACGCCGGUGUCGAGGGUCCCGAAGUCUUGUCAGUCCGGGAGGACAGACUCACUCUGGCGCUGGAGGAGCUGCCAUCCGAGCUGUCCCAGCUUCUGGGUGAGAGCCACGAACUGCACAUCAGAUGGGUCAGUCCCCUGGCCUACGACACCAUCGGACCCUUGACAUCGAGGGUGUCGCCGGGGUUUCACCUCUUUUAUACGCCGAAGAGGGAAGGGGAAUGGGAUGGGGUGAGAUUAUGUGAGGCGCUCAGGAACACUUUUGGUGGCAGCGGCUGCUUGUCGUCCGAGUCGUUUACAAGCCUUCCCAAUGACCGUUUCUCUCACUCUGCCGCGCUCCAAUACUACCAGCCUCUAGAGGACCUCACCACGUUCACACAGUACGCAGCGGAGCGGCUCUGCCCGGCAUCAGACACGGCCUGCAAAUCCCGCGCCGAUGAGCUUAAGACGGCGGCGUCCCUCGACAUCUCUUACGACACAAUCUCGCACGCCCUCAAAGUCACGGCCCAAUGGCCCUACGACAAAUACCGCGUCUCCGUCGCCUCAAUGCCCAACCAUCGCACCGAAGUUGGUAUCCUCACCACCGACUUCUCCUCGAAGCCCGAACCCCACGAGAUCGGAAUGGCGGGCGGCCUCACCGUCCUCGGCGAGCAUAAGAAGCCAUCCCCCGUCCACUUCAACGUGCCCGCCCGCCACCGCCUACACGGGGACGCCCCUUCCCGCCCGAGCUCCUUCUCCGCAAAGUUUCUCGAACCGACGGGCCUGCAUCCGACGCUGCAGCUCGCCCUCACCUCGGCCAAGCCGCCCGUCGACGACGCUUACUGCGCCGUCCAUGCGCAUCUGACCCUCCCCAAGGCCGUCUUCGCCGACCGCUACCAGCUCGCUGACGACCUGUUCCUGAAAUCCAAGAACCUCACGGCGCUGCGCUACUCCACCUCUCCGGUCGACCUCGAGGCGCCCGCCUACGCCACGAAGCCGUGGGGCUCGGGCGUCCUACUCGAACUCAAACCGCCUGCGGCCGACAAAGAUGGGGAAUGGACCGCCGAGGUGCCACUACACUUGCGCUACCUCGAGCCGGCGGCCGGGGGGUACACGGACGUCGAGGUGCCCUACCCGGCCGUGUUCUGGGCCUGCUCGUCCGAGGAGGGCACCAAGUUUCCGAGCAGCCCCUUUGAGAGAGUGAACCUGGGCUACGACGCGUUGUUCGGGCCACGGACAGUGUUCUGGCACGUCGACCCGCGGCCAAUCGAGGGCGGCGGCGGCGGUCGGCUGAUGAGCACUGUGCGGGCGCCGGUCCUCGAGGCCGGGCAGGCUGAUUGGGUUCGGGUCGGGACCGCGGCGGCGGUCGUGGUGGGAUUCACGUGGGUUCUGUGGAGGCUCAUCGCCACCUACUCUAAGUCGGGGUACGGCAAGAGUGGAGGAACCGACGAGAAGAAGAAGCAGUAAUGGUUUGUAUGUCACUUGCUUUUGUUGCUGAAGCUACUUGGCAUACUAUUCGUUGUUGUUCGUCUUGAAAUAGGUACCUGUCUAUCCAUAUCUAGGUAUUCAAAUUAAAGGACGUCUG
This is a messenger RNA of Colletotrichum destructivum, 1915 nucleotides long. RefSeq names its product Putative glycosylphosphatidylinositol-mannosyltransferase I, PIG-X/PBN1. Lineage: Eukaryota; Fungi; Ascomycota; Sordariomycetes; Glomerellales; Glomerellaceae. Gene Ontology annotation, molecular function: mannosyltransferase activity. The coding region runs from base 286 to 1797 and encodes 503 amino acids. Gene Ontology annotation, biological process: GPI anchor biosynthetic process. The transcript has 3 exons. Gene Ontology annotation, cellular component: glycosylphosphatidylinositol-mannosyltransferase I complex; endoplasmic reticulum membrane. The record is from RefSeq and is a predicted model, not a curated record.